AUGGCCCUCACAGAUAAAAAGUUUGCCGAUGGAAAUGACAGUCCGGUGUUGCAACGUCGCAGUCCAAUUGGCAUGAGUGAUUGUAGGUCUCUUUACGAUCACUUAAUAACACUGGGAUGUGGAGGAACCCUAGAUGACAAGCGUGUUGCCAUAGAUGUUGCAGUUAUCCGUCAAUCCAUAGCUCGCAGUCGCCUUCAACCCCGUUGGGUGCCAACGGAUAGAAUGGUUGCAGACGGCCUCACCAAGGACAAGGGAGAACCUUUGGAUCUUUUGAGGUCAGUCUUUAGGAAUGCCCGAUAUCAACUAGCUGAUGAGAAAGAGGCGCGCAUUCGAAGACAAGAGCUUGGACGUGCCAGAAAGGAAAAUAACCAACAACAGACACGCCAUGUGGAAGAUUCAGCCGAGCCAGCAAAUGCAUGUCUUUUUGAGAUGCAGCUUGUGCGAGACAUUCUCGCCCGCAUGGAAGCUCAGGGAACUCCCAUGCCUCCAGCUCUGUGGAGCUCAGGCCACCUUGGUGCGAUGAGUGAUGGCAGCAAGCGCUUGCGAGACCAGGAUGAUUUUCCAUCUUCCGAAGAUGAGCUGCUGGGCGAAAAGUGCGCUGGUCGAACCAGUGAGGACUUUGAGCUGAUCCGAGAUGCUCCCAAGUCAAGUGUGGAGUCAGUGGAGAAGUGGGGUGCAACAAUUUGCGCCUUGCCAGAGGUGAAGGAGGAAGCUCCAACAUACCAUGAGAUCGGCACCCUUAGCAAGUUCAAAGAAUACCGCAACUAG
Molecule: messenger RNA, 768 nt
Organism: Cladocopium goreaui
Lineage: Eukaryota; Dinophyceae; Suessiales; Symbiodiniaceae
Source: the annotation of a GenBank genome assembly